Molecule: messenger RNA, 2158 nt
Organism: Zingiber officinale
Lineage: Eukaryota; Viridiplantae; Streptophyta; Magnoliopsida; Zingiberales; Zingiberaceae
Product: trifunctional UDP-glucose 4,6-dehydratase/UDP-4-keto-6-deoxy-D-glucose 3,5-epimerase/UDP-4-keto-L-rhamnose-reductase RHM1-like
Exons: 2
Coding region: 1-1980 (659 amino acids)
Biological process (GO): nucleotide-sugar metabolic process
Molecular function (GO): dTDP-glucose 4,6-dehydratase activity
Source: RefSeq, a predicted model, not a curated record
AUGACAACAUACAAGCCCAAGAACAUCCUGAUCACAGGGGCAGCAGGUUUCAUCGCAAGCCAUGUGGCUAACCGUCUCGUCCGUAGCUACCCUGACUACAAGAUUGUUGUCCUCGACAAGCUUGAUUAUUGUUCUAACUUGAAGAACCUCAAUCCCUCGUACUCCUCUACCAACUUCAAGUUCGUCAAGGGAGACAUUGCUAGUGCCGACCUCGUCAACUACCUUCUGAUCACAGAAUCGAUCGACACCAUCAUGCAUUUUGCGGCCCAAACGCACGUCGACAACUCUUUCGGUAACUCCUUCGAGUUUACCAAGAACAACAUUUACGGCACGCAUGUCCUCCUCGAGGCUUGCAAGGUUACUGGUCAGGUUAGAAGGUUCAUCCACGUUAGCACCGACGAGGUCUAUGGCGAGACCGAUGAGGAUGCUAUCGUAGGAAACCAUGAGGCAUCCCAGCUAUUACCGACCAAUCCGUACUCUGCGACCAAAGCAGGGGCUGAGAUGCUCGUUAUGGCCUACGGAAGGUCAUAUGGCUUGCCGGUGAUCACUACUCGCGGAAACAAUGUGUACGGACCGAAUCAGUUCCCCGAGAAACUGAUUCCUAAAUUUCUUCUCUUGGCCAUGAGAGGAGAGCCACUUCCAAUUCACGGCGAUGGUUCCAACGUCAGGAGCUAUCUCUACUGCGAGGAUGUCGCAGAGGCCUUCGAGGUUGUUCUGCACAAAGGAGAAGUUGAGCACGUUUACAAUAUCGGAACCAAGAGAGAGAGGAGAGUACUCGACGUCGCCGAGGAUAUCUGCAAGAUUUUCUCCCUAGACCCUGAUAAGGUAAUCAAAUUUGUGGAGAACAGGCCUUUCAAUGACCAAAGGUACUUUUUGGAUGAUCAGAAGCUGAAGAACAUUGGGUGGUCAGAAAGGACCCCAUGGGAGGAGGGACUUAAGAAGACAAUGGAGUGGUACAUGAGCAAUCCAGAGUGGUGGGGAGAUGUUUCAGGAGCAUUGUUGCCCCAUCCUAGAAUGUCGAUGAUGCCUAUCGACAUGUCUGAAGACACCAAGGCCAAGUUCUUCCAAUCAGUAGACACUACUGCUGCUGGUACUCUGAACAAGAUGGUUCAUACUCCACAUUUGAAAUUUUUGAUAUAUGGUAAAACUGGGUGGAUCGGUGGCCUUCUUGGCAGGAUAUGCCAGAAGCAGGGCAUAGCAUAUGAGCAUGGAAGGGGGCGAUUGGAAGAUCGCACACAGCUCAUCUUGGAUAUCCAGAAAGUGAAGCCAUCCCAUGUGUUUAAUGCUGCCGGAGUCACUGGCAGGCCAAACGUCGAUUGGUGCGAAUCUCAUAAGCAGGAGACGAUCCGAACAAACGUCGCAGGGACUUUGACACUGGCAGAUGUUUGUAGGGAGCAUGGUCUGUUGUUGAUGAACUAUGCUACUGGUUGUAUAUUUGAAUAUGACGUCGAACACCCUCAAGGAUCAGGCAUUGGGUUCAAGGAAGAAGAUAAGCCAAAUUUCAUUGGUUCUUUUUAUUCAAAGACUAAAGCAAUGGUUGAAGAACUUCUGAAAGAGUAUGACAAUGUCUGCACCCUAAGAGUUAGAAUGCCAAUUUCAUCUGAUCUUAGCAAUCCACGCAACUUCAUUACUAAAAUCGCUCGGUACGACAAAGUCGUGAACAUUCCUAAUAGCAUGACGAUCCUAGAUGAACUCCUGCCCAUGUCCAUUGAGAUGGCAAAGAGAAAUUGCAGAGGCAUAUGGAACUUCACAAACCCAGGCGUAGUGAGCCACAAUGAAAUCCUUGAAAUGUACAAGAGCUACAUUGACCCCGGCUUUAAGUGGGACAAUUUCACAUUGGAGGAACAGUCCAAAGUCAUCAUUGCACCUCGAAGCAACAAUGAGUUGGAUGCUACGAAGUUGAAGGGUGAGUUCCCGGAGUUGUUGUCCAUUAAAGAAUCUCUUAUCAAGUAUGUCUUUGAGCCAAACAAGAAGAACUAGCUAGUUGAGAAGCCUAGUCCAAGUUUGCGGUCUUAUGGUUUGUUGUUUCUUCCUUCCAUCUCUUGAUACUCCAAUGGAUGUGUUUAUGGUUGAAAUUUGUUAGGACAUGCAGAGCAUGAUUAGUUAAUGCAUAGCCAAACAAGUUUAAUUUGUCAUGAUUGACUUGUAUGGAUUAAUG